Messenger RNA from Daphnia pulex (common water flea), 2265 nucleotides. Its product is annotated as solute carrier family 46 member 3-like. The transcript is spliced from 6 exons. The record is from RefSeq and is a predicted model, not a curated record. Gene Ontology annotation, cellular component: membrane. The coding region runs from base 585 to 2105 and encodes 506 amino acids. Gene Ontology annotation, biological process: transmembrane transport. Lineage: Eukaryota; Metazoa; Arthropoda; Branchiopoda; Diplostraca; Daphniidae. Gene Ontology annotation, molecular function: transmembrane transporter activity.
AAAAAAAGCAAAAAAAAAAAAAAAAAAAAUCAAAUUCCGGAAACCAGAACUUGAAAUCCUUCGAAUUGUGUAUCGAUAUGUGUACGUUACCAUUUAUCAUUUUUAAAUGUCCCAAGUGCCACGAAAGAAAAAAACACCAAAACGAAUUCAAACUGAAACGAUUAAAAACGUAGAUCGACGACGGUUAUAUAACUAUCAAAGAAGCGUAACUUUUUGCACGUAAAAAGAAAUUGCAUAAAAUUUAUGGAAACAGUCGACUUACAUUCGUUCGACGCGUAACGCGUUAUUUCAAAGCAGCAAUUUAUUGAGGCAUGAGUGGCAGAGAAAAAUGAAUUUAGUCUGAUAAAAAUAGUUUACAACCAACGUUGGUCAGAAACUUAAAAUCCAUAAGAAAAAGUCCAUUUUAUAGGGGUAUAAAACGAUGCACAAGCGCUAAAUGUUAAACUAACCGACUGAAAUAAUAUAAAUUUGAUGCGCAAGAAAAGACUGUUAACAAAUAUGAAAACAAUGUUUUGCUCCUUUGGUAGAUUUAUCCCAAAGCAAUUUUUGUUUUGCGUAAUAAUCCUUUUCAGAAGAAAAUAGGUAUGUCAGAAUUCAUACAUCAAUCGGCGAUGGAGUGCAUUGACGAAAGAUCUUCAAGUGUUUUAACAAAUAAUCCAGAAAAAAUUAUAUCCGACAAUGGCGAACGAUCUGCAAAUGUUUUGAUAAAGAAUCCAAUCAAAAAAAUAUGCGGACAGUUGAAAGAGGUAAUGGGUCAAGUUACCCUCGAGCCUAUGCUUUUUGUUAAAAUGGUGUCGGAGGGAAACGUUGUAGUGAUUAUCGAUACACUACAACUAGACCGGGUUUGUCGUGUUAAUUUCAACUUUAGUGAAGCAGACUGUAUGGCAAUGGACGACGGAAAUCACUCACACAUUCAAGAAACGGUGCAGGUAUACCAGAAUAACUUUAACUUUUAUCAAGGAUUUCUGGCAAGUAUUUUGCCAGUUUUGAUUGUUCUCUUUGCUGGAUCAUUUAGUGAUCAAUACGGUAGGAAACUGCCGAUGAUCAUCUCUUUGUCCGGAUAUGUGAUUUUCGCUUUAAUUUACAUCGUCACGAUCUUCAAUCCAUCGUGGCCAGUGGAAGUUCUCUACGCAGGCUCGAUAGCCAUCAACUUGUGCGGAAGUUGGGUCGUUUUCAAUAUGGCAGUCUACAGCUAUUUAGCCGACAUUACUGUAAUAGAGAAACGUACAAAACGAAUGGGUUGGAUGGACGCUAUUUGGUAUAUGGGAGGACCCAUUGGAACCGUGAUGGGUGUAUGGCUAUACCGAGCAUAUGGCUACACGGCUGUAUUCGCAGUCUCAGCCAUUUUGUGGUCCAUAUGCAUAGCGUACACCGCCAUUUUCGUCAAAGAAAGCGUUGUCCAACCCACAAAAGCAACAAAAAAGGGAAAGCCUUUUGAAUUUGUAAUCGAUUUAGGCCGAGCAGCUUUCAAACGAUAUCCCAAUCGCGGUAGACUUCAUUUGUUUUUGCUGAUGGCCAUUAAAUUGGGUGUUUAUCUUGUCCAAGGGCAUCAGGUUUAUUUAUGGGCACGACGUGUGCUCGGAUGGAAUGUCACCCAGUAUUCGAACUGGUCAGGCGCAAAUGAAGCUGUACGUCAAGUUGGUAUGGUUAUAUUACUCGGACUGGCAUCAAGUUACGAGCUGUCGGAUUACACUGUCGCAAUCUUUGGAUUGGUAUCCAUUGCUCUUUGGAACAUGAUGUCAAUCUUCAUCACCGGUCCAUCUUUGUGGUGGGUAGUUAUCAUCACUACUUUAGUAGGAGCUUUCAAGGCCAGCAUCGACCCAGCUCUUCGCGCUCUGAUAACAAGCAUCCCGGACAAAAGCGACGUUGGUAAAAUAUUAGGGUUUCUUGGGCUGUUGGAAUCCAUUUGGUUUACUGUAGAUAGGUCUAUCUUCACGCACCUAUACAACGCUUUAAUUGAAACCUUCCCCCAGAUCAACUUUGUAGUAGGAAGUGCCUUUGCCGUCGUGUUGAUCUUGGCCCUAUUUCUGUUAAAAAGAGACUGGGAAAAACGAAGGAAUCCAAAUACAAAAGUGAUUCCAGAUCACACAAGCGAUGCAACAUAGGAGUUGGCUUCGAAGAUUGAAUUAAAUGAAAACACUUGAAUUCAACGUCUCCCCCCUCUUACAAACUCAACCCAUUGUGGUCAACAUAUUUUAGUUUAAGCCAAAGUUGUCUUUGUUUAGUUGCAGAACCCCUGUAAAGAAUCAAAUAAUAAAAAAUAGG